Molecule: messenger RNA, 1311 nt
Organism: Grosmannia clavigera kw1407
Lineage: Eukaryota; Fungi; Ascomycota; Sordariomycetes; Ophiostomatales; Ophiostomataceae
Exons: 2
Coding region: 1-1311 (436 amino acids)
Cellular component (GO): nucleus
Source: RefSeq, a predicted model, not a curated record
AUGGCUCCUAAAGCAGCUCUGCUCAGAUCGGCACUGGUCGACGCGGCUCACGAAAUAUUCCGCGCCAACCCCGAUGAACUUACAGUCAAUGCCGUGCGGAGCCAUGCCGAGGAUUUAUUGGACCUGGAGGCUGGAUUUUUCAAAUCAGGCGCUUGGAAGAACAAGCUGCUGGAAGCUGCCGAAGGUGGGGGAGAAGAGGCUGCCGAAGUAAGCAAAGAGGACCAACGAAACAACAGGGCAGACAAGAAGACAAAGAAGACAAAGAAGCAAGAACCAGCUCCAAAAGCCUCGGUCACCGGACAAGACGCAUUGGGCAUUGACGACAGCAGUGUGAGUCCGGAAACAAAACAACCGCCCCAAAAACGAAAGCUGGCCGAGAGAAGCAUCACAGUACCGAGCCGAGAGAUACAAGGAGGGCAGGACAGCGACAAUGUAAAGGAAACUGCAAAAGAAUGUGCAGAUAGCGGCAAUGGCAGGCCGGCCGACAAUGACGAGCGUAAACCUUCUACCAGGCGCAAUAAUGCCAAAGUCGGCGAGGAAGCGUUGAAGCCUGGCACAUCGUCACCCCUCAGCGAGGUCGAUAGUGGCAAUGAUGUCCCAGGAAUAAAACCGAAAUCAAAACAGGCUGCCACAGAUUUGGUCGUUGAUGCCGGCGAUGUUUCCGACGGCUCAAGCACGUCCGUGCUCGACGACACUCCUCCCCCGAAGAAAAAAAUCAAGCCUUUAAAGCAGGUGCCAGCCAAGCAAGUGGCACACAAAGCCACUACAGCAACCAACUCACCAGACGAAGUCGAGGUAAAAAAGCUACAGAGUCAGUUAGCUAAAUGUGGCGUGCGCAAAAUCUGGGGCAUUGAGCUGAAGCGUUUUGGUGAUGACGCGAAGGCCAAGAUUCGCCAGCUCAAAAGUAUGCUGCACGAUUUAGGCAUGGAUGGACGUUUCUCUGAAGCGAAAGCUCGUGAAAUUAAGGAGCGUCGCGAGCUCAUGGCAGAUCUAGAGGAGGUGCAGGAGAUGAACCGCAAUUGGGGCGUCAACGGCAGCGGCCGUGCAUCGCGGAGCCGUAUGGUCAAGACACCUAAGGAGGAAAGCUCAGACGAAGCAGAAGAGAGGGAAGAAGGUGGCGAAGCCGAAGACAGUGACGCGGGGAUGGUGGUGAGCGGCGACAUCAAAAGUAGAACGGCCGGACAUGGCGAUAGCAAAGAAGACGACACGGACGGGGACGGUGACGACGGGCCCAAGGUGAAGGCAAGAGGUCGCCAGUCGGCGAGACAGGCUGACCUAGCGUUUUUGGGGUCUGACAGCGAAAGCGACUGA